Messenger RNA from Emiliania huxleyi CCMP1516, 321 nucleotides. RefSeq lists its product as hypothetical. The coding region runs from base 1 to 321 and encodes 106 amino acids. Lineage: Eukaryota; Haptophyta; Isochrysidales; Noelaerhabdaceae. The transcript has a single exon. The record is from RefSeq and is a predicted model, not a curated record.
AUGAGCAACGGCGCGCCGAGUACGGACGCGAAGGGCGGCGAUGGCGGGCCGGGGGCGAGUCGCGACGGCGGUCGCGAUCACGCGAUGAGCCGCGGCGGGAUGAGCUGCGACGGCGCGACGAGGGUUGGCAAGGCGAGCAAUGCCGGCACCAUGACGGGCGGCACGACGAGCGGCGCGGCAACAACGACUCUUGGUGCAGUGGGCGCGAGCAGCGAUGGCACGCUGAGCGUUUGCGCGAUGAGCCAUUGCGAGGCGGACAACGGCCGCAUCAUGACGGGCGACACGACGAGCGGCGCGGCUGCAACGACCGACCAAGCAUAG